Molecule: messenger RNA, 1116 nt
Organism: Aspergillus fumigatus Af293
Lineage: Eukaryota; Fungi; Ascomycota; Eurotiomycetes; Eurotiales; Aspergillaceae
Exons: 3
Coding region: 1-1116 (371 amino acids)
Biological process (GO): lipid metabolic process
Molecular function (GO): phosphoric diester hydrolase activity
Source: RefSeq, a predicted model, not a curated record
AUGCAACGGCGUUGCUUCCUCGAGAAACAGCAUGCAAUAACUCUCCAAGUCUCUGCUCAAAGUCCUAUGGGGAAAUCACACAUCUGGGGGCGCACGAUAGUCCGUUCGUACGAGAUGCAUCGACAGGCUAUUCGACCUCAGCAAACCACGUUUGCUGAUACUUGCUAUAGAUACUACAAUACCACUGUACAGCUAGACGCUGGCGUUCGCAUGGUAACGGCGCAAGUCCAUUUGCAAGGCUCGGAGUGGCACCUGUGCCAUUCGAGCUGUGAGCUGUUAGACGCGGGGAAGUUAAGCACAUGGUUAAAAGAGAUCAAGAGCUGGUUAGACUCGAAUCCGAAUGAUGUUGUCACAGUUUUGCUGGUCAACUCUGAUAAUGCCUCUGCUUCCGAUCUGAAUUCCGAAUUCAAAACUGCAGGAAUAGUCGACUACGCUUACACACCCUCCACCUCCGCAGCACCAAGCACCUGGCCUACAUUGCAGACUUUGAUCAAUAACGGGACUCGGCUGAUGGUCUUCGUGGCGUCCUUAGACUCCAACACAGAUGCCCCUUACCUUAUGGAUGAAUUCUCGUUUUUAUUCGAAAAUCCCUACGACGUGACGUCGCCUUCCAACUUCAGCUGCAAUCCCGACCGGCCAGCCAGCGUGAAGAAUGACCUCUCCGCUGCGAUCUCGUCCAACCGCCUGCCCCUCAUGAACCAUUUCCUGUAUGCCACAACCAUCCUGAAUAUUGAGUAUCCCAACUCCACGUACGUGACGACCACAAAUGCGCCCUCUGGCGGAGUGGGGAAUCUAGGAGACACCGCGACGAAGUGCCAGAGCGCUUACGGCCGUCAGCCGGCCUUUAUAUUGGUGGAUUUCUUUGACAAGGGCCCAGCCAUCGAUACCGUGGAUAAGCUGAAUAAUGUCACUUCACCUGUUGGGCGCACCAACCUCACAACGAGCUCCAGCUCGAGCACGACACAAACAAGCUCUGCCUCAACCUAUUCGAACGUCUUUAAGGGGUUGGUUGAGCUAGUACAGCAGGCGAAGUCGGGCUCAAAUCCCAGUAUGGGCGACUGGGUUUGGGUGGGGGGUGAUUGGGGAAGUCUUCUCGGCGGCGGUAUAACAAUGUAG